UACAUAAACACGAUGCCCCUUCUAGAUGAGAACAGGUCUGUGUAAUUUUUUUUGAACCUGCCCUCGACACAUUUCUUAAGAGCGCAAUUUCUGGUUUCACUUUUCAGCGGCCGAAAGCAUCUGCAUUCAUUUGACAUCCUCAAAACAUACACACGUGCGGCCCACAUGCACGCACGCACGCAUGCGCGCGCACACACAUAGACACACGCGCGCACCCAGAGUCGUGCCAGAUGUUUCCAUUUCUGCACAGUUUACAAAACCCCAGUAAACAGAAAUGACACCAGCUAACUCCUGAAACGGGUCCUUCAUUCAGAGCUGCUGGUGUAAAGUUCACACAGAUAGUCAGCGCUCUUAUCGCCGGGAUUUGUCGCCUUGCACUUUCUGUUGUUUUUUUCCACAUCCACGGGAUCAGCCAUUAACGCCGGGGUGUAUCUCGUUCAGCAGGAUAUAAAUAUGAAUCACUCCCUGCCUUCUCUGUUUUUUUCCUUUGGCCCUCACAUUCUCUAAACCAUGGGUAAAGGAUUCUUCAUCAGCAAAGCGGUGGCAGUGGUGGGACUCAUCGCGGCCAUCGGAGCCGUGGCCGUUAUCAUCGCCCUGUCUGUGGUUUACUCUCAGGAGAAGUUGAAAAAUGAAAUGCAAACUGCCUCCACCGCUGCCCCCUCGACCUCGACCGCCAUCACCGCCACCACCACCCCACCUGGACCCAAGGAGCCCUGGGAGCGCUACAGACUACCGGACUCUCUGGUCCCCAUCUCCUACAAUGUGACGCUGUGGCCUCGGCUACAGCCCAACAAAGAGGGCCUGUACAUCUUCACUGGACACUCAGCGGUGGUCUUUACCUGUGUGAAGGAUACCGACCUCAUCCUCAUCCAUGCCAACAAGCUGAACUUCACCAUGUACCAGGACCGCCAUGCCGUGCUGUCGGGCCUGAACGGAGCCACGGCACCCGCCCUGACCAGAACAUGGCUGGAGGGUCCCACCCAGUACCUGGUGGUCCAGCUCGGUGGGAAGCUGCAGGCCGGGAAGUCCUACGAACUCUUCACAAAGUUCACCGGCGAGCUGGCCGAUGACCUGGGGGGUUUCUACAGGAGCGAAUACAUGGAAGACGGCGUGAAAAAGGUCGUAGCCACGACUCAGAUGCAGCCCACCGACGCCAGGAAAGCCUUCCCGUGCUUUGACGAACCAGCCAUGAAAGCCGUUUUCCACAUGACUCUCAUCCAUCCCACUGAAACUGUGGCUCUGGCCAACGGCAUGAACUACGAGCCUGUUCAUGUCAGCAUGGAGGGAGAAAAUGUAAUCCAGACCAGCUUUGAGCCCACGGAGAUCAUGUCCACCUACCUGCUGGCAUUUGUCGUCUGUAACUUCUCGUACAUCCAAACACCACCAGGCGCUGCCAUUUUGAUCAGAGUCUGGGCUCGCAGGAAGGCCAUAGAGGAGGGCCAAGGAAAUUACGCUCUGGAGAAGACGGGCCCAAUACUUGCCUUCUUUGAGAAAUACUACAACUCUACUUACCCACUGAAAAAGUCAGACCAGAUAGCUCUUCCUGACUUCAGUGCUGGAGCCAUGGAGAACUGGGGCCUGAUAACAUACAGAGAGACGGCCCUGCUGUAUAAUCCUGCCAUGUCCUCAAACGGAGACAAGGAGUGGGUUGCAACUGUUAUCUCACAUGAGCUGGCGCACAUGUGGUUUGGGAACCUGGUGACCAUGAGGUGGUGGAACGACUUGUGGCUGAACGAGGGCUUUGCCACCUACGUCUCUUAUCUCGGAGCAAACUCUGCUGAGCCGACCUGGAAUAUAAAAGACUUGAUAGUCCUGAAUGAGGUCCACGGUGUGAUGGGUGUGGAUGCCUUGGCCUCCUCUCAUCCACUCUCAAGUAAAGAGGAGGCAAUACUUCGGCCAGAGGACAUUGGCGCACUCUUUGAUUCAAUCACUUACAGUAAGGGAGCUGCUGUGCUCAGGAUGCUCUCAGAGUUCAUCACCGAGGCCGUCUUUUCCAAGGGACUCAGUACCUACUUAAAUCAGUUCAAAUACAACAACACCGUCUACACAGACCUUUGGAACCACUUGCAAAUGGCGGUGGACAGUGCCACACCCAGCCUCGAGCUGCCUGACUUGAUAGAGGUCAUAAUGAAUCGCUGGAUCCUCCAGAUGGGGUUCCCCGUGGUCAACAUCGACACCCGCACAGGAGCGAUCACCCAGAAACACUUCCUCCUCGACCCAGACUCUAUCGUAGAUAGACCUUCUCAGUUCAAUUAUGAAUGGUUUAUUCCUAUAACGUGGAUUAAGACUGGUGCGGUCCAGAAACAGUACUGGCUCCUCAAGAAAGAAGAUACCAAUGCCAACAUGACCAUCAGUGGUGACAGGGACUGGCUUCUGGCUAACAUAAAUAUGACUGGCUACUACAGAGUCAACUAUGACUCUGACAACUGGGAGCGUCUCCUUGCAAAGCUGGACACCGCCCACAAGGAAAUUCCAGAAAUCAACAGAGCACGCAUCAUCGAUGAUGCCUUUAACCUUGCGAGGGCUAAAGCUGUAAACACAACGCUGGCCCUGAGGACCACCAAGUUCCUGCACAAAGAGACAGAGUACAUGCCCUGGCAGACAGCCAACUGGAACCUGGACUACUUUUUCCUCAUGUUUGAUCGCAGUGAAGUGUAUGGACCCAUGCAGGCUUACCUGAAGAAACAGGUCACUCCUCUCUUUAACCACUUCAGAGACUUGACUCACAACUGGACCAAGAUCCCAGAUGGCCACACUGACCAGUUCAACCAGGUGACUGCCAUUUCCGUGGCCUGCGGGUCUGGGCUAGAGGCCUGUGAGCAGCUGACUGGGGGCUGGUUCAAAGACUGGAUGAAAAACCCCGAGAACAACACCAUUCAUCCCAACCUGAGAUCCACGGUGUACUGCAGUGCCAUCGCAGCUGGAGGAAAGGCGGAAUGGGACUUUGGUUGGUCCAUGUAUAAGAACGCAACCAUAGCGUCGGAGGCUGAAAAACUGAUGUACGCUCUGUCCUGCACCAAACAUCCCUGGCUGUUGAACAGAUAUCUGGGGUAUUGUCUGGAUCCAGAGAAAAUCCGUAAGCAGGAUGCCACCUUCACCAUCACUUAUAUUGCUGGCAACACCAUUGGCCAGCCCCUGGCUUGGGACUUUAUCCGAGCCAACUGGGAUCACAUUAACGACUAUGGUGGUGGAGCCUUUUCCUUUAGUAGAAUAAUUGAUGGAGUGACCAGACGUUUCUCAACUGAAUAUGAGUACAAUCAGUUGCAACAGUUCAAAGAGGAUCAUGAAGCUGUUGGGUUUGGCUCGGGUAUGGCAGCGUUGGAGCAGGCUCUGGAGAGAACCAAGGCUAACAUUAACUGGGUCGCCAUGAACAAGGCACAGGUCCUCGAAUGGUUCAGUGAAGAAGCUGCUUCUACCGCGUAUUAACCCAAACACACUUCCCCGAUGAAGCCACUAUUUAAAGAGCAACUCAUUGCUAUUGCACGUUGAGUGAGUUUGCUGCCAUCUAAAGGUGCAAAACCAUCUGGUUGGAUCUUGGGAUGAAGUGACAUAAGCAUAGUAGGAUAAACAUAGCUGCAGCUAAUAAAAUUACUGAUGGAUCCAUUUGAUUUAGGUGUAGUGGUGUAACAAUAAGCAAAACAGUGAGAACAUUUACAUGCAAAUAUCAGUUUAUGCCAAUAUUUCGAUUAUUCCGUACACAUGGAUAUUGGUAAUGCGAAUACUCCAAUAGCUGGUUCCACAUGAUUCUUUGCAUAAUCACUGUAUGCGCCACAGAAAUAACAUAUUCACUGGUUCUCACAAUCUCUCCUAACUUUUAAAUGUUGUCUAAUUACCACCCCUGAGGAACCCAUCAUGAGCUAUAGUAGCUGCAACUGUGGUUAUCUUGCUACGCUUACAUCACCCUGUCCCAAGAUCCGCCCAGCACUUAUAGAUGGUUUUUCACCUUUAGAUGGUAGCAUACUCACAAAAGAGGUUCAGGGUUUAGUUGUUUUUGAAAAAGUUUUGCAAUGUAUAUUUCUAUGAUGCAAAUGUUUUGCAUGAGCACCAUAUUUUAAAUCUGCAUUUGAAAUAAAUUGUUUAUAACUAUAGGGUUAGGGUUAUUAGAAAUAUUAGAAAUUGGAUGUUUAUAAAGAGAUGUUUUUUAUGUUAAGUAUCUAUAAAGUCUUUUCUGUUAAAGUUUAUUUGUUGUCAAUGUCGCAGU
Lampris incognitus (smalleye Pacific opah) is the source of this 4201-nucleotide messenger RNA. RefSeq names its product aminopeptidase Ey-like. Gene Ontology annotation, cellular component: cytoplasm. The transcript is spliced from 20 exons. Gene Ontology annotation, molecular function: peptide binding; metalloaminopeptidase activity; zinc ion binding. Gene Ontology annotation, biological process: proteolysis; peptide catabolic process. The record is from RefSeq and is a predicted model, not a curated record. The coding region runs from base 511 to 3426 and encodes 971 amino acids. Lineage: Eukaryota; Metazoa; Chordata; Actinopteri; Lampriformes; Lampridae.